Tripterygium wilfordii is the source of this 756-nucleotide messenger RNA. RefSeq names its product protein FAR-RED IMPAIRED RESPONSE 1-like. Gene Ontology annotation, biological process: regulation of DNA-templated transcription. The transcript has a single exon. Bases 1 to 756 code for a protein of 251 amino acids. NCBI's taxonomy places the organism in Eukaryota, Viridiplantae, Streptophyta, Magnoliopsida, Celastrales, Celastraceae. The record is from RefSeq and is a predicted model, not a curated record. Gene Ontology annotation, molecular function: zinc ion binding.
AUGUCUACAACCCAAAGAAGUGAGAGCAUGCACGCAUUUUUUGAUGGAUAUGUCAACUCCAAGACAACUUUGAAACAAUUUGUGGAGCAAUAUGAUAAUGCAUUGAGGAACAACGUGGAGAAGGAAUAUCAAGCUGAUUUCGACUCCUUUCACAAGCAAGUUCCAUGUGCAACUUUUUAUGAAAUGGAGAAACAAAUUCAAAGUUUGUACACUACGGCAAAGUUUAAGGAGUUUCAAACUGAGUUGACUGGAAUGAUGUAUUGCGGGAUCAAAUCAGUUGCGAAGAGUGCGAAUGUUUCACAAUAUGUUCUAGAUGAAGAUGUUGUCUUUGGAGAGGAUGGAAUGAAAAAAGUAGCCUUCAAUGUAUACUUCGAUGACUGCAGUUCUGAAGUAAGGUGUACUUGUUUUAGGUUUGAGUUUAGAGGCAUCCUGUGCAGACAUGCAAUCACCGUGUUAAUCCGUAAUGGUCAGUCUCUACUUCCAUCUCAUUAUGUUUUCAGGCGAUGGAGAAAAGAUGUGAGGAGAUGUCAUACUCGGGUAAAAAUCAAUUAUGAGGGGUGGAUCAUCACAAGUGAACAACGACGAUACGAUAAUCUGUGUAACUUAUUCACAAAAGUGGCAGACUUGGCAGCAGAUAAUGAUGAUAAUUAUGGUAGUGUCAUGAAAUGGAUUGAAGAUGCUGUAAAGAAUAUGUCAACAAACCGAGUUAUUGGUUCUAGCUCCACCACCAACAUCUUCUCCAAUGAGCUGAAGUAA